AGCCUAUCUCCUAGCUCCUAUCUCUCUUUCUCAUUCAAAUAUUUUACAACUUUGUUCAGCAAAAGUAAGAGGAAAUCAAUCUCCAAAUGGCUAGAGCAAGCUCCACACGUUCAUAUGAAGAUUUCCAACCCUCUUCCAACUUGUUGAGAGAGGAGGAAGGUGAUACAUUUGUGGUCGAUCUUCCUGGUUUCAGGAGGGAUCAACUGAGGGUUCAGAUCGAAAGUCAUGGUAACUUGAUGGUCAGUGGGGAGCGUCCCAUUGCAAAUAAUAGGUGGAGUAGAUUUCGCAAGGAUUGUCUCAUCCCAAAGAACUGUAAUGAGAAUGAGAUUAAAGCCAAUUUUGUUGAUGGUGUUCUUUACAUUAAAAUGCCUAAGUCAAUAACUCAAGUUUCUACACAAGAUCAAGCCAUGCCAAAGCAACAAGCACCAUCAAAUCAGAAAACUGAAAUUGAGCAAAAGUCUGAGAAGGUAAAUGGUGGUGUCACAGAUCAGAAAACUGCAGAAGAUGCUAGGAAUGAAAUCAAUGGCAUAGAUGAAAAACAUGGAAGCUCUGAGCCUAGCAAUGGUGGGAAGGUGAUUGGAUCAUUGGAAAAUCAAGUAAUUGCUCCUCCAAAACAAACAAGUUAUAGGUUUGGGAUGGGUAUGAUGAGAUUCAGGUUUAAGAAGCCAAGAGGAGUGAUUGUGAAUGUUGCAGUGGCUAUUGUUGUGGCAGUGGCUCUAGGGAUUUAUGCUAAGUAUAGACUUCAACAUUCAGCAGAAGCUGAAAGCUAAAAUAGUUAUUGUACUCUUAACUAAUUUCAGUCCAUGUCCAAGUUUCUCAUCAAUUGGUUCCAUACUUUGUUUGAACCCAUAAGGGUAUUACGGAAGUUAAUGAUGAGAUUCACUAUUCCAGGAUUCUAA
This is a messenger RNA of Macadamia integrifolia, 899 nucleotides long. Its product is annotated as inactive protein RESTRICTED TEV MOVEMENT 2-like. Lineage: Eukaryota; Viridiplantae; Streptophyta; Magnoliopsida; Proteales; Proteaceae. The coding region runs from base 87 to 770 and encodes 227 amino acids. The transcript has 2 exons. The record is from RefSeq and is a predicted model, not a curated record.